Molecule: messenger RNA, 4934 nt
Organism: Manacus vitellinus (golden-collared manakin)
Lineage: Eukaryota; Metazoa; Chordata; Aves; Passeriformes; Pipridae
Gene: AVEN
Product: apoptosis and caspase activation inhibitor
Exons: 7
Coding region: 1-1023 (340 amino acids)
Biological process (GO): negative regulation of G2/M transition of mitotic cell cycle
Source: RefSeq, a predicted model, not a curated record
AUGCAGCGCGGAGCGGGGCGGCAGCCGGGCUCUGCAGGAAGGGGUCCGGCACGGCGGCGGGCGGCCUGCGGCGGCGGCCGAAGCGGGGCCGGGGAAGAGCGCGCGCUUACGGACAACGAGGAGGCGGGGGCCGGGCAGGCGACAGCCUCGGGGUCGCGGGCAGCGCCGCCGCCCAGCGCUCCCCAGCACCAGCGGGUAGCAGAGGACGAUGAUACCGAAUCACGACCGGAAGAAGAGAAGGAAGAAUUGAAAUGCUAUUCAAGAAGAAAGUUAUUUUCCAACUGGAACCGCUAUGAAGAUACAGAAAAAGAGGAACAGAAUGAACAUGGGGAGUCACAGAGAGGGACGGACUUCAGUGUUUUGCUUAGCUCAGCAGGAGAUUCCUUUACACAGUUUCGAUUUGCUGAUGAGAAAGAAUGGGAUAAAGAAAGCAUAAGCCAUAAGCAGUUCUCUGCACUUUCUGUUGACUGCCAGUCUUUGGUCCAGGCCCUUCAGGAAUUGCCUCUACAUCUGAAAUUGAAUGUAGCUGCUGACCUUGUACAGGCGUCAACACCUGUAGAGCUCCCACAGAUGAAAUCUAAAAUUUUUGAAGAUGUCAAGAGAAGAGAUCAGCUGUUCCGACAGUCUCCAGCUCAAAGUGACACCGUAUUGGUCUCCCCUCCUGUUGGUAAUUCUGUUGCUACAUCAGAGCCUGGAAGUGAAAACGGCUCUAAGGCAAAUGCAAGAGAACCAUUUCAGAGAAUCCACCCACUAUCAAAGCAAGAGACUGACCAUUUGGAUGAAGAACUGGAUCUUCUCCUGAAUCUAGAGGCUCCCAUGAGUACAGGAAACAGACCUGUGUCAGACACAUUAUCCUACAACAUAUCAACUGAGAAAGAUUUGAAAAUGGAAUGUAAGGAAAGUGACCCUUUGAAAGUAGAUAUGCCUGAAGAGAAGAGUACAUCAUCACAGCAACAGCAAAGUACAUCUAAAGAUGUUACUGAGGAAGAGCUUGAAGAUUGGCUGGACAGCAUGAUCUCCUGAAGCUCAAAUUUCCUCAUGUGAAUAAUUGAAUAUAGCAAACAUUACAUAAAAAGUUGAACUUCUCUUUAUCUUUUUAUUUCCUUUCUCUGUUUCACCUUGUUCAGUGUACCAGUAUGCUGGCUCCUAAAAUUUUGUGCAACCAAAAUUAAUUUAGGUGGGAUUGAAAAUUGUCGAAGACUAAUAACAUUAUUAGAAAGGUCUAAAAUUUGUGAUGAAAUUGGAAUUUUCUUUGCUAAAGAAGCAGGCUAAGAGAACAGUUAUUGCAGCUUGUACUUGCUCUAUGUAGUCCUUAAAAUAAAGCCAUGACUGAACAGUGAAUACAUGUGUUUUUAGUCACCAUUCUCACACAACUCCAUAUUGUAGAAAAAUGGCAAAGAUGACAGCAACGGUAAUAUUUGGUUUAUAAUACUUUAUUGCAGUGGGCACUUUUAUUAGAAGAAAAAAGAAUGCAUAAUCCUAACAACUUCUACUUGCAGGUGACUGUAGAGCAUUGUUUUAUUUUGGCCUAAGAUUUAAACUGUGUUCAUUUUGAUACAGUGUUAUGUCUUUUAACAGCAGCAUCUAAUAAGCUGUUAUUGAAGGUAGUAUAUUAACUAACUUCAAGUGUAAUUUGAUACAGAAAGACAGAAAAGCAAUACAGUUAAUGGGUUUGUUCAUCUAGAACAUUAACAUAAAUAAAAAGUUUGCAUAGCUAUGUCUACAGAGGUUUUAAGGCACUUUAAUGUUUCAAGGUUGACAAAAUGUUUGAAAAUGAUUUCUUUUUAACUGCUUAAAGCUUUUCAAACUGUAUCUUAAUACAUUCACUAGCAAAUACUGUGGGGAAAAACUGGACAGCAGUUAGCUGAACUAUUUUUUCUGAGGCAUGGCCUCUGAUGUUCAAGUUCUUCAAUGUCAAAUGUGCAAUUAAGAUGCCUUUUAGCCCUUUCAACUUACUGCCAAACACCAGGUUAAUGAUGUGGUUAAAAAGUUGUUAUAAUUUUAGGACAUGUUUGAACUGGAAGGCUUAAGUUAAUCAGGCAUAGUUUUCUCUUUUCUAAUUAAAAUUCCAACAAAAGACCUGUUUCACAUGUGGUAGGUACAAAAAGCCUCUGAAAUAGUGUCAAAUUUUAUGUGUGUCUUGAAGGUUAAAGACAUUUAAAGCAAAUACAAGCUGUGAAAUUGCACCAUGAAAAGAAUAGAUUUCUUUUUUUUUAUCUUAAUAGUUCAUGAAUAAAUAAUUUUUUUGUGAUAUUAGCCAAGUUGAUCCUCAUACUGUUUUCGAAAGCAGUCCCCUGCUGGGAAAAAAUCCCAACAUCUUUCUUGGUACAUCUUCCACACAAAUGACUCCUGAAAAUGAGAAAGUAUUUAUUUUAACAGUCAGCAUACAGUUAGUGCCAUAGAAAAAUUUUUAAAUUUUUAAAAAUAACCACAUACUGUGCCUAUUUCCAUGGAAUAGAACUGUAAAGGCACUGGAACUCUGAAGAUCAUAACUGAAGAAUGUUUGUAAAAGUUUUAUCUGCACUUUUCCUGAUUCAGUACUACUGAAAUUUAAAUCUAUUAGUAAAAUACGUAAGUGUAAAUUAAUCAGUCCAGUUAGAACAAACCUAUUCACAAUCUGUAUAUAUAAAAUGUGUUUUGCAUUGAUUGGAAAACAAAGGUACUUUUGUACUCUAUGCCUAACAACUUCUUAUUAGAAAUAAGAUAUAAUUAAAUCCUAUUUAUUUUCUUAUAUAUUUACAUUUAGACUUAACAAUGCUAAACAUACAGACAUCCAUAUACCUAUCUAUCUACACAUAUGUAUGGAUUUUUGCUAUAGAAAUAGUACCUUAACUGCCUAAAUCUUUUGGGAAUAAACUGUAACUGGUACAUUUGAGGUUUUCGUUUCAAAGAUGACAGUAACAUUACUAGUACCUGAAUUCUGACAGCGUUCACUGCUCAGUAAAAUAGCACACUGCAGCGCCCCACCCCCCUCUGGUUUUGUUUUAACCCUUCUUUUCUUUCACUGGCAGUAGGCCUUUUGAGGGUGGCAUCAUCCACACUCCUCAGUGGUACAUCAGUUCCACCUGGUGGUACACAGCUACAGGGCUCAAGAAGAUAAAAAUGUUUAAAGAUAAGAAAAACCAUUAAGUUUUAUUUUCUACUCACCUGGCCAGUAUGCUCAGUUUCAUCCUUGUUAAUUAGAUACAUUAAGAAGAACCUGAAACAAGCACAUGAAGCAGGUAUUAAUGCAGGAAACAUAACAUCUCUGCCUGACCUUUUGUAGCCUGGGGUGUGUGAGGAAGCUUGCCUCACGCUAUAAGCAGUGACACUGCUAGACAUGUAAAGUGCCUUUAAGGCACUUUUAAGGGAUAAAAUUAUGUCCUGAAGCAUAUCUCCUGUGGAAGUGCUAACAGAUAAAAAAUCUGUAGAAGUAGAAAAAUAUGGCUUAGCAUCUUAUUCAUUUCAGUGUGAGGAGCAAUACCUGAAUUAGGCAUAUGCCAAAUCCUAUGCACGUAUGCUCCAACAUCUCACCUUGGAAAAGGUUACAAUGGCUACUAUGUGAGAAAUGUGGUAAAUACUGAGCUACACCAGGAAUUCCAAACAUUUGUGCCAUACAGCUCGUAAGCUGAGCCUCUCCUUCUCCAACACCUAUGCUCUGUCAGACGUUGAAAGCUUGAACUAUUUAAGGAGGACUGUAGAGCACUAACUAAGGUCUGUUUACAGGUAACACAGCUCUUGGUUGGACAGUUUGGAUGCAGUGCAUUUGGAAUUAGAUUUAGUACGUGCUUUUGUUGUGAGGAAAGGAAAGUACACUGACUUUAACAGUUGUCUAAUUAAAGGGCAACCUGGGUAAAAAGAUCGUUCACUAUGUAUUCUAAUAUUAAGGAAAUGGCCGCUUUUAAUUUACUGUGAAUUAGAGGUUCCCAUGUACCAGUUAAGCAGUUCAAUAUAGUAAGAAAAGCUUGGUGGUUGUAGACUGUAAAACCAUGGAUGUUAAUGGAAAUUUACAUCAUGUAAGGCAAUUGAUUUUGCCAAUGUCAGUUGCUGUGCAAAGAAUAAGGCAGCCUCCACUCCAAGAGCCACACUUUCUUUUUUUUUUUAAUUUAAAAAGUUCAGAUGCAGUGUUGCAAAGUCGGUCUGCUGUAAGAGUCCACCGGCUCAGUUCCUUUGGUUUUGUUGGCACAAUGCUCAUGUAAUUAUCUUCGUUGUAUUAGUAACUAAUACCACCAAAUUAACUUUUUAAAUAUCCUCUUUGGUCUGCUCUGUAUUUGCUAAUGAAAGUGGAAAAGCACUGUCUUGGUAGUCUGGGCAAUAGCCUAAACAUUUACAACUCCUGAUUGCUUCAAAGUUUGAAGAGCUUCACUGUCACUAAAGAACUAUGAUCAGAGUUAUUUAUUUACUGGCGGUUAUCUUUCAAUAACCUUCAAAAAAUGCCUUUUUUUGCUUUGUUUUGGUUUGGGGGUUUUUUUUGGCCAAAUCAAGGCCAAUUUUCAAUGGUCUCAUCAGCGUUACCAAGCCCCCAGAAGGCACAACCAAAACUUCCAGACUAAAGCAACUCAUUAAACUGUUGUCCCCCAUCUUUCCACAUAUCUGGGUUUCCUUUCAGCAGAAUAAGAAGUUGGUCUGCCUUCCAGUCUCAUUCUACUAAGGUAACUUGUGUGUAAGGUAAGCACUUCAAAGAUCACCAGCAGUGUGGAGUAGAGGAGGGGAGACCAGAAAGGACAGGAGAUAUUCCUCAGUUCUACGGAAUUCUGUCUUGGAACUUUCAGCAAUGUGUGCACCUAAAUUACUCUAGACCUGAAAAAUUUUACUACAAUUCCAGCUGUAAAAUGUACUUACAGAUAGUUCGCCAAGUUGUGUUCUUGCAAAGUAUGUGUUUCAAAGCCGUGGGGGGUUGUGUCAAAAUAGUCAUUGCCGAUUCCACAAAUAAAACAUUUGGUCUGAAAACACAA